AUGCACGUACCCCAAGGAAUGGCUUACGCCAGUCUAGCUGGCGUGCCACCCGUCUACGGAAUGUACUCGUCGUUUUUCGCCUCAACAGUGUAUAUGUUUUUCGGAACUGCUCGGCAUGUGUCUAUAGGAGUUUUCGCAGUGGCGUCGUUGAUGGUCGGAGCCGCUCUAAUUCGACUUAGUCCUGAUCCAGAAGACCUUCUAACCAACUCAACCUCUCCUCUAGGAGAUGUGACUCCUCUGCAAAUUACAAGUGCACUCACACUUGUCGUAGGUGUCGUUCAGAUACUCUUCGGAAUUCUCCGUCUCGGCUUUCUCACCACAUAUCUGUCAGACCCGUUGGUGUCUGGUUUCACAACGGGUUCCGCUGCUCACGUCAUGGUCUCGCAGUUGAAUAAAGUGAUAGGUGUGAAGUUGCCUAGGCACGAAGGAAUGGGAAUGCUUAUUUUUGUAAGUCCUUGCAUUAUUCACACACUCAUCCAAGAGGUUACUAUCACCCUUACGAGUUACUCUCUGCUUGAACGAGCUAGUUUGUAUGGGCAAAUAGCGAAAUCAGUAGUCUACUUUUCUGUCUAA
Molecule: messenger RNA, 573 nt
Organism: Cooperia oncophora
Lineage: Eukaryota; Metazoa; Nematoda; Chromadorea; Rhabditida; Trichostrongylidae
Source: the annotation of a GenBank genome assembly